UGUCCUUCUGACGUGAUGUGCAUGUGUCUGCGGGAUAAUCACCUGUCAUCGCGGGUAUAUAUAGCGGCGAGAACAGCGUGUGGCAUUCAGGCAAGGAGAUCAUCCGGCGGACAGAACCUCUCCUCACAGACGAACCUGCAGGACACGUACGACAGACAAGACAUGCUAGCCAACACCGUAGCCGCUCUCACCGUGUGUGUGGUCGUGUUCUGGACCAUGGACCAAGCGGGGGCCUUACCAAGACCAGCAGAUGAAGACAACAACCCCCUGGCCCUGUCCAACAGCGAUAUGCGGCGGAUCGUGUCGGCACUAGUGCGGGAAGUGGACCAACUGGCUGCCGAGAAACGGGCCGCCCAGAGAGUGUUUGGACCGGGCAAAUGGAAGAGAGACUGCUCCACACUGACGUGCUUCAACCAAAAGCUGGCCCACGAGCUCGCCAUGGACAACCAGAGGACCGACACCGCCAACCCCUACAGCCCCGGCCGCAAGAGGAGGUCUGCCGAGGAGGAGUCCGACCAAUGAUCACGGAACCACGCCAGUGAACGAUGAGGAUACGUACCAUGGAACUCAGACUUCCACUGUGACCAACUCUCAGACAAGCAGUGCAUUUGUCAUUACAGUUCUGAAAGACAAAAACUGAAGGUAGAACAUUUUGUUUUAGGUUUUUUGUUUGUUCGCCGCUUAUUGUAAACUCUUUGUUUUAGACUAGCCGUUUUAGUCUGAUAGGACUGUUUUGACAAGUGUAAAAAUAAAACUUAAACCAUAGGAGAAACGUUCCUGUAGUUAUUGGAGCGAUUUAGUACAUUGUGCACUCCCGGAGAGUGCAGCAUUGAUGUGAAUUUUAUCAGAUCUUUAUCAGAUUAUAAGUUAUGUAACAGUACAAGUCACCAGCUUGGUAAGGCAGCUUUAGAUAGCUUCACCUCAAAAUCAUGUUCAUGUUCUAGGCAUGUUAAUUUUUUUGCUCACGUAUUACACUUAUGUUUCCCGGGGCAACACCCAUGAAGAUUUCAAGGACACCUAGCGAGAAAUACUUGAACGACAUCAAAAUGAUAUUGACAAAACCUUUGCUACAGAUAGUAUGGCAGAAAGCGGAUGACAGUAAGCCGAUGUGUUUGUUCAAUCGUUUUCUAUGGGUUUCAGUUCUUUUGAAAGUCGCCAGAAAAAGUUUUCUACAUCCCCUUCCUCGAUGCAAGCAACACAUAGCCCUCCUUUUCCAACAUUGCCUUUGAAAUAAAACAGAGA
Branchiostoma belcheri (Belcher's lancelet) is the source of this 1242-nucleotide messenger RNA. RefSeq lists its product as uncharacterized. The record is from RefSeq and is a predicted model, not a curated record. Gene Ontology annotation, molecular function: hormone activity. Lineage: Eukaryota; Metazoa; Chordata; Leptocardii; Amphioxiformes; Branchiostomatidae. Gene Ontology annotation, cellular component: extracellular region. The transcript has 4 exons. The coding region runs from base 16 to 522 and encodes 168 amino acids.